AACGCAUAUAUUCAAUUUGAAAGCUGAAAUGUGUGGUUCAGCUUAAUUAUGAAUUCAAUUACAUGGGCCUAAUAUUAAAUCAAUAAUUCAAAUGACAUCGAAACCGAUUUGUUUGCUUCCAUUCGUGACACGAAGACAGACGUAUAACCUAACAAAAAAUAAAAGCGGACUGGAGUUACUGAUAGGCCUAAUAUGUGCAUGGAUAUUUCUAGAUAGGAUCCGAGCGCAGGCUAAUUUAGUGUAGCUCUACAAUGUUUAAGCACCAUGGAGAACUCCCAUCUGGAAGGUUUGCGGAGAAAGGAGGCCCAUUGUGGGAGAGGGAAUAGGCUAGCGACGGGACGGAAACAGACGCUGUCUACACGUUUCAGAUUCUUAAGGAGGAAUGUUCCAGUACGACGAUCAGAGAGACGUGGAAUGAAAUUAAAAUUCAAACAGCCUUCUGCUCAGAAGCAAUAAAAAUAGAAAUUCCUGCGACAUUCUCUGAAUUCCGCGCGUGGCUGAAAUUGCUGGACCGUGUUGCCUUGACCGGAGAUCAGUUAGGUCGAAUAGGCUAGUGUAGACCUCGGCGAUGUCGAUUUUGAGUUAUUAUUAGACAUAUUUAUCGAUGUGUAUAACAAUGCAUUUCGUGUUGCGGACAGUACGUGAAUGUGACUAUAGCCUAAAGCAUGCCGUAGGCUUGCGAUUUAUUAUUCUUUAGAACAAAAUGCAUUUGUUACGUUCUGAACAAAUGAAUCCGCUACAUAUCCCGAAAUGCUUUGCGGUGUGAAUUUGUGCUCAUGUAGGCUGUAUGACAGGUCUUUUUGCUAUUCCUUCUCAGUCCAGUAUUCCGCGAACGUCAAAAACCCGUUGUUUGUAUUUUUUCCUCCAAAGAUUGACGUUCAUUGGAUUGGCUGGACGAGCUGCCAGUCAAAUGUGUUCCUGCCUGCUUGGAGCAAAGAGUAAACAGUAGCCUAGCGGGAGCAUGCAGUCCGUUUAGUCUAAAUAUAUCGGAGGCUCCGGCUGGGAAGAGUGAGAGUGGGCACUGAGCAAAAGCCCUACCCGCUAAAGAUCUUACAGAUUGAGCAACCGUAAAGAAGGGACCUGUGUCUCACGCCUUUAAAAAUGAGCGGAUACAUAAAAGAUACGAAAUGGGAGAAAUCCAAAAUGCCUGCGCAUCAAAGCAGACCUAGGACGAGGGACCGGGGCAGCGUGCUGAACAGACCGGAGUUUCUGUCACUGAACCAGCCGCUCAGAUGUAACGCAGAGGUCCGUGGUUCCGCGCGGCGGCCGGGCCAAAUGAAGCUCCAACAACAACAAAGCCAACAGCCCGAAAAUUCACAGGUGCCCAGCGAGGGCGGUAAGGACCGACGAGAGUCUUUGAAAUUACCAGAGGAAGACUGCAUGCAGCUAAACCCCUCUUUCAAAGGGAUAGCGAUGAACUCCCUAUUGGCCAUCGACAUAUGCCUUUCCAAGCGGCUGGGGGUCUGUGCCUACACCUCAUCUUCCUGGGGCAGCGUCCGCUCCAUGGUCACCCUGCUCGCGCUGACGGGGCACGGAAUCACGUGGAUCUGCGGCACGCUUUUCUGUCUCACCAGGAGCAACACUUUGGCAGGACAAGAGGUCUUGGUCAAUCUACUUCUCGCUCUCAUCCUGGACGUGAUGACGGUGGCGGGGGUCCAGAAGCUCGUCAAGCGCAAAGGACCGUGGGAGAUGAGCCCGGGCUUCCUGGACUGCGUCGCCAUGGACACCUACUCCUUCCCCGCGGCCCACGCCAGCCGGGCAGCCAUGGUGGCCAAGUUCCUGCUGUCCCACCUGGUGCUGGCGGCGCCCCUGCGGGUCCUGCUGGUGCUGUGGGCCUUCCUGGCGGGCAUGUCCCGCGUUCUGCUGGGGCGCCACCACCUGACGGACACGGCGUGUGGCUUCGCCCUGGGCUUCCUGCACUACAGCCUGGUGGAGACGGUGUGGCUCUCCUCCGGCUCCUGCCAGAUGCUCAUCUCCAUAGGAACGCUCAGCUGGAGGCCCUUCGUCUGACCCCCGCUCCGCCCAUCCCAACCCCCCCCCCCGCCCCGCCAAGCCUCCUCCCCACGUUCCACUUCCUGCUUUCUGUCCCACUUCCUGUACAGUUCCGACUCUCUCUUUCUCUGUCGUCCUCUUCUUGAUUUUUCGAGACGCUCUCUAAAUGUUUUGCGCAUGCUGUACGCACACCUGCUUCGAUCGAGUUUAACCUCGUUAAAAUGUGUGUAUUUCUCUACUGGCUGAGCGCACACGUCUGCUGAGGUAGAGAGGAAAUGCUCGUCGGUCUGUUCCUGACCUUGGUGCUUUUUAUAAACGCGCGAUCCAGUUUGCUGCUUUCCUUGCGUUGACCCGUUUCCUGAGUUCGGGUAUGACUCUAACGGUGCUGCAUUUUCCCCUUUGGAACCCUGUCGUUUUCUCAGAUAUCCAAACCCCCACUCUUACAUGGUUUUGUGUUUUGUGUUACGGUUUGGUCAUAAUUUAAAAACGAGGUCAGGCGUCUAAUCACGUAAUUUUAUCAUAUGUCAGUUUGAGAAUAUGAUGCCCCCCCCCCCCCCCCCCCCUCCCCCCCAACAUUUUAAAUCAAUUUUUUCUACGGCAGCUGUUUUGAUGUGUACGCAGUUCAAAGCUGCAGUAGCUUUAGCCUGCUGGCAGUCUGGACACAGCUCUUCCUGUAGUUCAGAUUUAAGAAGCUGCAGUAGCUUUAGCCUGCUGGCAGUCUGGACACAGCUCUUCCUGUAAUUCAGAUUUAAGAAGCUGCAGUAGCUUUAGCCUGCUGGCAGUCUGGCCUCAGCUCUUUCUGUAUAAUUCAGAUUUAAGAAGCUGCAGUAGCUUUAGCCUGCUGGCAGUCUGGACACAGCUCUUCCUGUAUAAUUCAGAUUUAAGAAGCUGCAGUAGCUUCAGCCUGCUGGCAGUCUGGACACAGCUCUUCCUGUAGUUCAGAUUUAUGACGCUGCAGUAGCUUUAGCCUGCUGGCAGUCUGGACACAGCUCUUCCUGUAGUUCAGAUUUAAGAAGCUGCUGUAGCUUUAGCCUGCUGGCAGUCUGGACACAGCUCUUCCUGUAGUUCAGAUUUAAGAAGCUGCUGUAGCUUUAGCCUGCUGGCAGUCUGGACACAGCUCUUCCUGUAGUUCAGAUUUAAGAAGCUGCAGUAGCUUUAGCCUGCUGGCAGUCUGGACACAGCUCUUCCUGUAUAAUUCAGAUUUAAGAAGCUGCAGUAGCUUUAGCCUGCUGGCAGUCUGGACACAGCUCUUCCUGUAGUUCAGAUUUAAGAAGCUGCAGUGGCUUCAGCCUGCUGGCAGUCUGGACACAGCUCUUCCUGUAGUUCAGAUUUAAGAAGCUGCAGUAGCUUCAGCCUGCUGGCAGUCUGGACACAGCUCUUCCUGUAAUUCAGAUUUAAGAAGCUGCUGUAGCUUUAGCCUGCUGGCAGUCUGGACACAGCUCUUCCUGUAAUUCAGAUUUAAGAAGCUGCAGUAGCUUUAACCUGCUGGCAGUCUGGACACAGCUCUUCCUGUAGUUCAGAUUUAAGAAGCUGCAGUAGCUUUAGCCUGCUGGCAGUCUGGACACAGCUCUUCCUGUAGUUCAGAUUUAAGAAGCUGCAGUAGCUUCAGCCUGCUGGAAGUCUGGACACAGCUCUUCCUGUAUAAUUCAGAUUUAAGAAGCUGCAGUAGCUUCAGCUUGCUGGCAGUCUGGACACAGCUCUUCCUGUAAUUCAGAUUUAAGAAGCUGCAGUAGCUUUAGCCUGCUGGCAGUCUGGACACAGCUCUUCCUGUAGUUCAGAUUUAAGAAGCUGCUGUAGCUUUAGCCUGCUGGCAGUCUGGACACAGCUCUUCCUGUAAUUCAGAUUUAAGAAGCUGCUGUAGCUUUAGCCUGCUGGCAGUCUGGACACAGCUCUUCCUGUAAUUCAGAUUUAAGAAGCUGCUGUAGCUUUAGCCUGCUGGCAGUCUGGACACAGCUCUUCCUGUAGUUCACAUUUAAGAAGCUGCAGUGGCUUUAGCCUGCUGGCAGUCUGGACACAGCUCUUCCUGUAAUUCAGAUUUAAGAAGCAGCAGUAGCUUUAGCCUGCUGGCAGUCUGGACACAGCUCUUCCUGUAUAAUUCAGAUUUAAGAAGCUGCAGUAGCUUUAGCCUGCUGGCAGUCUGGACACAGCUCUUCCUGUAGUUCAGAUUUAAGAAGCUGCUGUAGCUUUAGCCUGCUGGCAGUCUGGACACAGCUCUUCCUGUAGUUCAGAUUUAAGAAGCUGCUGUAGCUUUAGCCUGCUGGCAGUCUGGACACAGCUCUUCCUGUAUAAUUCAGAUUUAAGAAGCUGCAGUAGCUUUAGCCUGCUGGCAGUCUGGACACAGCUCUUCCUGUAGUUCAGAUUUAAGAAGCUGCAGGGGCGCUCUUGAUAGAGCA
Molecule: messenger RNA, 4385 nt
Organism: Anguilla anguilla (European eel)
Lineage: Eukaryota; Metazoa; Chordata; Actinopteri; Anguilliformes; Anguillidae
Product: inactive phospholipid phosphatase 7
Exons: 2
Coding region: 1102-2010 (302 amino acids)
Cellular component (GO): nuclear envelope
Molecular function (GO): sphingosine-1-phosphate phosphatase activity
Source: RefSeq, a predicted model, not a curated record